AUCUGUCUUUUCCUCUCUAGCUGGGUGUCUAGGCCGCAGUCAAUGGCGAUCCUUAGCCUUCCAGUUCCUGGUCUCAUAGCCUCCACUACAUCCAGACGCUUGGCUUUCUUUAACCAGCUAGGUACUCGGAGCUGGCGACCAAGCACUGUCAUCUCUGCCACGUUGUUGGGUAAAGGGUGGACAAGUCUGAAAGCUAGAUUCAAGUGUACUGUUCCAUGUGCUGUUUCAAUGGCUGACGAUAGGAGACGGAUAGCAAAGCUUGAGACUCGGGCCCGGGAGGCUGAGAUGGCUCUGCAGCAGCUCAAGGCCUACAUACAACUACUGAAGGACAAAGGAAACGAGUCAUCGACUGGAGCAUUCUCCGCCGAGGCCAAAGGUUUGGAUGAGGAGAAUAGUUCAUUACGAGCUCAGGUGACACAGCUAAAGCAGGAGCUGGUCACCAUGGAGAUUAGGAACGGAGUUCCGCAGAUCCCUGUGCCAAAGCAAGGUGCCAAACCACCGCCUGUCCUGGAGGCCACACCUGCCAACAAACCGGCAGCAGAACCAGUGGAGGCACCAAAGACAAACAAGAAGCCUAAGGAAAAGAAGAAACCCCCACCUCCUACAACAUCUGCAUCCCCUGUCGAUGUGUCCAGACUGGACCUCAGGAUUGGCAGGAUUGUCAAAGCCUACAAGCAUCCCAAUGCAGACGCACUAUACGUGGAGGAAGUGGAUGUUGGAGAGGACGAAGUUCGCAUUGUUUGCAGUGGCCUCACUAAGCAUGUACCUCUGGAGCAAAUGCAGGACAGAGUGGCCAUGUUCAUGUGCAACCUCAAGCCUGCCAAGAUGCGUGAUGUAGUGUCUGCGGCGAUGAUCAUGUGUGCCAGUACUCCUGAGAAGGUGGAGAUCCUUGAACCACCUCCUGGCUGUAUCCCUGGCGAUAGGGUCGUCUGUGACGGCUACCAAGGUGCUCCUGACGCUGUUUUGAAUCCAAAGAAGAAAAUCUUCGAGAAUGUACAGCCUGACUUAAAUGUUAAUGAUAUGGGUGUGGCUUGUUACAAGACGACACCCUUCAAGGUGGUGGGCCGGGAGGGUGUGUUCACCGCCCCCACACUCAGGGAAGUCGGCAUCAAAUAACUGGAACUCUGAACUUAAUUUUCAUGAUUUAUAUGAUCUAUUGUUGAAAGUAAAUAAUUGUAAUUGUAUACGUUACGUGUAUUCUGUGUCAAGCAGCCAUGAACCAUGAACCAUGAACCAUGAA
Molecule: messenger RNA, 1240 nt
Organism: Halichondria panicea
Lineage: Eukaryota; Metazoa; Porifera; Demospongiae; Suberitida; Halichondriidae
Product: aminoacyl tRNA synthase complex-interacting multifunctional protein 1-like
Exons: 8
Coding region: 43-1116 (357 amino acids)
Molecular function (GO): tRNA binding
Source: RefSeq, a predicted model, not a curated record